Molecule: messenger RNA, 1390 nt
Organism: Linderina pennispora
Lineage: Eukaryota; Fungi; Kickxellomycota; Kickxellomycetes; Kickxellales; Kickxellaceae
Product: ARM repeat-containing protein
Exons: 1
Source: RefSeq, a predicted model, not a curated record
CGAGAUAUACCAGGCGAUGGCCCACCUGCACGAGCUGAAGAACAUCUUCAAGUCAGAGCAGCUGCCCGAAAACAUCCACGGCACGCUGAGUGGUGCGCUACUUGGCGACCUAAACCACACUCAGCAUCACCUGCGGUGUGCGGUGCUGGCAGUCAUUCCCAUUGUCAGGCCGCAUGGAAUCGAGUCUGACAGCGCGGUGUUCGACACAGUUUGCCGAUACUCAAUGGACUCCCACCCAAAGGUGCGGCAGCAGGCGCUCAAUGUAAUCUUGCACCAGCACUUGGCUGGCGUCGAGCUGCCGGUGGAAAUGUACGACGAGUGCGUGGUGGCAACCAAAGAUGACUUUGAGCAGGUGCGGUUAGUGGCGGUGGAGCUGGUGUGGGCCAUCAGCAGUGUCUAUCCAGAGCACCCAGUGGUGAUCCACAAGUACAAGGUCACAGAGACCAUCAGGCUGCUGGACGACGCGUUCGUCAAGCUCUGCGAUAUGGUCAACGACAGCUCGACAGUGGUGCGGCAGCGCGCGUGCGCGAUUCUGGGCCGGUUCAAGAAUGUCGACAUCAAAUUCCUCUCGCAGACGUUCAGCAAGCAGGUGAUGUCGCACCUCCGACGCUUCGUGCCGCGCGGGCCUCGUGGCCGCGGCCGUGGCCGUGGAAGCAAGGGACAGCCAGCAAAGUCGCAUAUCCCGACGCCCGAGGGCGACGCCGAUGUGGAAUCGGAUGAGUUCAAGCUGCUGGACUCGGGAGCGGCAGGCGCCUUUGUCCAUGGCCUUGAGGACGAGUUCCAGGAAGUCCGGGAUGCUGCGAUCGAGUCAAUCACCGAGCUCAGCGGUGCGAGCGCAGAGUUUGCGGGGAAGGCGGUCGAUUUCCUUGUCGACAUGUUCAACGACAGCAGCGACCGGGUGCGCCAGUGUGCAAUCCGCGCGCUUCUGGCUAUUGGCACGCGCACGCCGCUGAGCCUCACUGAAGAGCAGAUGCUGAUUGCCGUGUCGGCCAUGAAAGACGCUAGCGGCACGGUGCGGCACGGGAUUUAUGGUGUACUGGGCGUGUCGAUUCUGGCCAAACCCGAGUGGAUGGAGACGCUGAUGGAGGCCUUCAAGGCUAACCUGGAGCGCUACCCUGACGACCAGAUGCCCAUCUACAAGGCGCUGCAGGCCCUAGGACGCCGCCACCCGACCAUCAUUACCAGCCAUGAGGUCGUGCGCAAUUUGCUGGGCAUCAGCAGGGACUAUUUGAAUCGGGAGCCACGCCUCGACGAUGUCUACUAUGCAGGUGUAGUCAUUCUGGUGAUGAAUGCGCCGCUGGAAUCCCGACUAACGCUCCACAGGGUGCUGCCAGAGUUCGUCUAUAGCCACCUGCCGUAUUUGCGCGACAAGUAUCCCGACUGCAUGCCA